Messenger RNA from Grus americana (Whooping crane), 8995 nucleotides. It is a transcript of the gene UNC5D, whose product is annotated as unc-5 netrin receptor D. Gene Ontology annotation, molecular function: protein binding; netrin receptor activity. The transcript has 17 exons. The record is from RefSeq and is a predicted model, not a curated record. NCBI's taxonomy places the organism in Eukaryota, Metazoa, Chordata, Aves, Gruiformes, Gruidae. The coding region runs from base 281 to 3139 and encodes 952 amino acids. Gene Ontology annotation, biological process: netrin-activated signaling pathway. Gene Ontology annotation, cellular component: membrane.
GCGGAGCGGAGGCGCGGAGCCCCCUGCCCGCAGCCCCUGCCCGCCCUCGCCUGGCCGGGCGUGGGGAGCCUCCGCGCACCUGAAGAGAGAGGAGGGGUGGGAGAGGGGAGGGGGACACCCCCCCACACACACACACACACACCCCGCACACACCCAAAAAAAAAAAAAGAAAAGGUGAAUUCUCCGGCUUGAGCUCGACUCCGGAGGGACCGGGAGGAGAUUUGCAUCCCUUCCCCUUCCACCGGCCGGAGGGGAGAGGCGCGGGAGUUGCGGGGACAGCAUGGGCGGAGGGGCCGCAAGGAGCGGCUGCCCCCUGCGCCUGAAUCGGCGGCUGCUGCUGCUGCUGCUGGGGCUCUGCAGCUGGACGGCCGCCCUGCGAGGAAAUGAUAACAGUGAAUCCCUUCCAGAGUCUAUCCCAUCUGCUCCUGGAACACUGCCUCAUUUUAUGGAGGAACCAGAUGAUGCCUACAUUAUAAAAAGCAACCCCAUUGUCUUACGCUGUAAAGCUAUGCCAGCGAUGCAGAUUUUCUUCAAGUGCAAUGGUGAAUGGGUCCAUCAGAACGAGCACGUGUCUGAGGAAAGCAUGGAUGAGACUACAGGAUUGAAAGUCCGAGAGGUGUUCAUCAAUGUGACGAGACAGCAGGUGGAAGAUUUUCACGGGCCGGAAGAUUACUGGUGCCAGUGUGUUGCAUGGAGCCAUCUAGGGACCUCAAAGAGUAGGAAGGCGUCUGUCCGCAUAGCUUAUUUACGGAAAAACUUUGAGCAAGACCCCCAAGGGAAGGAGGUUCCUAUCGAAGGGAUGAUCGUUCUCCACUGUCGGCCACCUGAGGGAGUCCCUGCGGCUGAGGUGGAAUGGCUAAAGAACGAGGAGCCCAUAGAUUCCAACCUGGAUGAGAACAUCGACACCAGAGCGGACCACAACCUCAUCAUUCGGCAGGCACGUCUGUCUGACUCUGGGAACUACACCUGCAUGGCUGCCAACAUCGUUGCCAAGCGGAGGAGCAUGUCUGCGACAGUUGUGGUCUAUGUUAAUGGAGGCUGGUCGUCAUGGACUGAGUGGUCAAACUGCAAUGCACAGUGUGGUCGGGGCUGGCAGAAGCGAUCACGGACCUGUACCAACCCUGCUCCGCUCAACGGAGGUGCAUUUUGCGAAGGAAUGUCAGUGCAGAAAAUUACCUGCACUUCUCUUUGCCCUGUGGAUGGAAACUGGGAGGUGUGGAGCGAGUGGUCUGUGUGCAGUCCGGAAUGCGAGCAUCUGAGAGUUCGGGAAUGUAUCGCGCCACCUCCAAGAAACGGAGGGAAGUACUGCGAGGGCUUGAGCCAAGAGUCAGAGAACUGCACGGAAGGGCUUUGCAUUCAAGAUAAAAAACCUCUUCAUGAAAUAAAAUCCCAAAAUAUUGAGACUGCCAGUGACAUUGCCUUGUACUCUGGCCUGGGAGCAGCAGUCAUUGCUGUAGCUGUGCUGGUGGUUGGCGUUACCCUUUACAGACGGAGUCAGAGUGAGUACGGCGUGGAUGUGAUUGAUUCAUCUGCACUGACAGGAGGCUUCCAGACAUUUAAUUUUAAAACAGUCAGACAAGGUAACUCCCUGCUUUUGAACUCCUCCAUGCAGCCUGACCUGACAGUGAGCAGAACGUACAGUGGACCGAUCUGCCUGCAGGAUCCCAUGGACAAGGAGCUAAUGACAGAGUCUUCGCUGUUCAACCCGCUGUCGGACAUCAAAGUCAAAGUUCAGAGUUCGUUCAUGGUGUCCCUAGGGGUGACAGAGAGGGCCGAGUAUCACGGAAAGGCGCAUUCUGGAACUUUUCCUCAUGGGAAUAAUAGAGCUUUUGGUACAAUCCAGGCUAGAAACAAGGCUACGUACAUUCAGAACCUGUCUUCUCUUUCAACAAGGAGCGAGCUGAAGACAACUGCCAUUUUUGGACACCUGGGUGGCCGUUUAGUGGUUCCAAACACGGGAGUCAGUUUGUUGGUACCACAUGGAGCUAUUCCUGAAGAGAGUUCGUGGGAAAUCUAUCUUGCCAUCACUCAAAAGGAGUCCAGCCUACAGCCCGAAGGCACGGAUGUUCUUCUAGGACCAGAAGUAACUUGUGGGCCCUCAGAUUUGUCUGUCAGCACUCCGUUUGCCUUGACGAUACCACACUGCGCAGAAGUAAAUUCAGAGCACUGGAACAUUCACUUGAAAAAAAGGACACCGCAAGGAAAAUGGGAGGAAGUGAUGUCUGUGGAAGAGGAAACUACUUCUUGCUACUGCCUGUUGGAUCCUUAUGCCUGUCACAUUCUCUUAAACAGCUUUGGAACUUAUGCUCUUAUUGGAGAACCGAUCUCUGACUGUGCCGUUCGACAGCUGAAAGUAGCGGUUUUUGGCUGCCUGUCUUGCAAUUCUCUGGAUUACAAUCUGAGAGUAUAUUGUAUGGAUAACACGCCUUGUGCAUUUCAGGAAGUGGUUUCAGAUGAAAGACUCCAAGGAGGACAAUUACUGGAGGAACCAAAACUUUUGCAUUUCAAAGGGAAUACCUUCAGUCUUCAGAUAUCCGUGCUUGAUAUCCCUCCUUUCCUUUGGAGAAUUAAACCAUUUACUGCCUGUCAGGAAGUCCCGUUCUCCCGCGUGUGGUGCAGCAGCCAGCAGCCGCUGCACUGUGCCUUUUCCCUGGAGCGCUACACUCCCGCAACCACGCAGCUCUCCUGCAAGAUCUGCGUCCGCCAAGUCAAGGGUCACGAGCAAAUCCUACAGAUCCAGACGUCCAUUCUAGAGAAUGAAAGGGAAACCGUCGCUUUCUUUGCACACGAAGACAGCAACUUCCCUGCACAGAUGGGUCCAAAAGCCUUCAAAAUCCCCUACUCCAUUCGACAGCGAAUCUGUGCAACGUUUGACACGCCCAAUGCCAAAGGCAAAGACUGGCAGAUGUUAGCACAAAAAAACAGCAUUAACAGGAACCUCUCCUAUUUUGCUACGCAAAGCAGUCCCUCCGCCGUCAUUCUGGACCUCUGGGAAGCCCGACAUCAGCACGAUGGCGACCUCGACUCCCUGGCCUGUGCCCUGGAAGAAAUAGGAAGGACACACUCCAAAAUCUCAGACAUAACGGAAACUGAGAUUGAAGAGCCUGACUUCAACUACAGCAGACAAAACGGACUUUAGUCACCUUUUUCCAUUCAAGAGCUGAUGGCCAGCUUUGACUGUCACACUAGAGAAUCUCUUUGGCAGGGAGGAAAUAAGGGUUUCUGCACACUGUGUAUGGAAAGAAACACGCAUUUCCACAACGCAGUUUUCAGUUGGAGGAGCAGAAGAAGCCCUUUUAAAAAGCAUCUCAGUAAUAAGGAAAACACGAGCUUCUCCCUGUCCUCUCUCUCGUUUAAAAUUCAUGUUUUAAUGUCAAAACCAAAACUACACAUCUAUCGUUCCUGGGGCAGGAAGGAGGGAGAUACAGAGCCAGAAAAGGUAAAUAUUAUGACAGAACGUAUUUAGGAAACAGUAAUGCUAAUACGACGGCUAGUGAAAAUCAGCAAAUAUGAUACUGAAUAUUUAGAGCCGCUAGAGGUUAAUCCUAGUGUAAAGGUUUUCUUCUCGGGGUCUUGACUCCCCUUUGUCCUGCCCCUCUAACUUAGCACACUCAGAGCGGGGUUCAAGUGCCGUUUGAUAGCAUCGUGUUGUCACUGCGUACGUGCUACAGAAAACCCGAAAAUCUGGCCUUAUCCCGUUCAGAUGUUUGAGGAAUUAAAAGAUCUCAUAAGUAUUUAAUUGCUAUCAUGUGUAUUCCAAACAAUUUAUUUGAAAAAUUCCAUCACUUAAUGAAUGUACGUUUGCUGCAGAGCUUUCCUGCCUGUUCUGUUAACACAGUAACAGAACAAAACCAUUCUCUGUGAAAUUAGUGUGUGCGCGUGUGAGAAAUCUUCUCAAGUUCUCAGUCUGCAAACUUUCACUCAGUCAAAAAAUGUUUCUUUGGGGGUGGAUUUAAAUAACUAAAUAAAAUGCAGGAAAUUGCCAGUCCUGUUUUAGCAACUUUACACUUUUUUUUUUAAUUACUUCAUGCUCUGGGGCUAAACUUAAAAGGAAAGGUGAAGUCAAUCAGCACAGCUUAAUUUUGGUUUAGUUUCAGACUGAAACAAUAAACCCCACGCGGUACUGCCAAAAAUUGGCUGGAUUUCGUUGUACAAUUUGGAUGUUUCACAGGAUAUAAAGCUGGCUGUGUUACACCUGGUUUAGUUACAAACGUAUCCCAUUUACCACCAAACCCAGAAUCUAACUAGAGAAUUCUCCUCAUUUUUUUAUCCAUUUCAUCCAAAAAUAAUUUAUUACUUCAACCGAACCAAAAAAAGACAGCUGUCACUGUGAGUGAGUGUCCUAGUGGAACUGGUACUGAGCCAAAUUUAACCAUGAUUUUUACUCAUAUUUUCUUUAAAAUUAGCCAAGGUGCUCGUUAGCUCUGGCCCUGGGCUAUCCCUUUGGGUGACAGGACACAAUCAGUGUGAAGCAGGAACACAAGCAGGACUUUAGGAGCUUUACGGAAAUGCCAGAAAUUGAAAACAAAGCAUUUGGGGUUUUUUCUUCCCCCCCCCCAUAUGUGGCCGAGAGCAGGAUGAUAGGCCACAGGGUAGGUAACUAGUGUGCAAAUGACUAAUAAUCUGAAACUAUUUCUUUGCCCAGGAUUCCCGUUCUGAAAAGUAUGAUGAGCAGCUCUUGGUAGAGGACUUUGCUUGUUCUUGCUGAUCUGAAAGUGCCAAUUUCAUUGCUUUCCCGGCUCCGCAGGCUGGAAUAGUCUUCGACUUAUAAAUACCUAGACUUCCCCAAACAUUUUCUGCACUUUAGUAUUUCAUGCAGCCUGACACAAAAGUUCCUGUUUGCAAUGGGAAAUCAGAAUGGCUGCAAGCAUAUUUAAGACUGAGACAAAAAUACCAGCUGAUUUGGCAGCAAGCUGUCACUGUUUUCAGCAGCACAUGGUUCUAUCUGUGUUUGAAUUAUAUUUCUAGUGACUUGCAGUCCUCCUCCUCAGAAACCUGUUCUUCAUUGGACAAAAUGUCAUGAAUUAAAAAAAAGAUAGGGAACGGCAUCCACAGCAAAGCGAUGGAGUUUUAGUGAGCUGUCGUUGUCUGGGAGACCAGCUACAGUCACUCUCCAGCAGUUAAUUUGUUCUCAGCUUCUCCUCAGACCCAGUUUUAAUUUUCAAACUAGCCUAGGUUAGCUACCACCGCGAAGACCUAAGAACUACCCUGCAGGCGCUGUAACAGAUUCACGUCAUUCCGACGAGCUGUACGUAUUUUCCCCUCUGGUUUUCCAAAUAGAUGUGAGCUACACGCAGCGUAUGCGGUCAAAAGAGCUGCUACGUGGAGCUCAGCCCUUAAAGCUUUUUCUCAGGAAAUGCACGGUUUACUUUCAAGACUUGGGGAGCUUUGAAAAACCUCUGUGUACGGCAACAGCCAACUCUGCCUACUGAGUGCUCGGUAAAGCCUAGAGAGAGGCCCGAAGCUGUCUAGACCGACUUCCUCCAAAGUCCAUCUGAAAGCGCCUUCAGAGCGCAGGGAUCUGGGCUCUACGCCAAAAUCCAAGUUAGAUCCAAAAUCCAGUGCAGUCUAGUGUCCGAGUUUAGGGACUGAAAAGGAGUAAACGUCAAAGUUUCUUACAGCGCCAGAAGAGAAACCGUUCGGGUUUGGGCCUAAGGUGAGGUUUUGAUUUUACGUUGCUCACUAGAGUAUUGUUGUUUUCUGUAUGGGUUUUUUCCUGGUUUUUCUUCACUUUUGCUAAAGCAGCUUCUUUGUUACUGGUCUUGCUUUUGUGACUCUGAAUCAAGAUCUCUGACUUUUUCUAACCUAUUACCGUUUUGCUGCUCUCAUAUUGGUUAAGAGGACUAGUAAUGCCACGAUACUACUUAUUUACCUUUCUCCAUUGGAGUGGGGUUUGAAACAGUAACCAAACUGCUGGCCUACAAGUGCCACAAUCUUCUUUUGCAUCUUUUUUGAAGAGCCCUUCCUUUCCAAGCUUUCCUUUUGUUUAACGCCCGCUGCCUAACAAUGGCACUGGGCUCUCUAUGUAGUAAGGAAUGCUGAGUAACUGCCACCAUCUCACCUUGUCCGUAUUACGCGUUCUUCUACAGGCUCCUCUCACGUUCCAUUUCUGCUCACUCUCUUGUCUAGGCUGAAACCCCCUCGUUUAUUCCAGUUCUUUGAACAUCCUUGCAGCUAUGCUCUGUAUCAUCUCUAGUUCUGUAUCUUUUGGGAGAUGGAGUGACCAAUAACCUGCUUUUCAACAGGAGCGCAGGCUAAAUCACGCAAUUCCUCCAUUUCCUCAGUUUCUUGCUGUUCCCACAUUCAGUAUCAAUCACAGAGGAUUAAGAUCUUGCUAUAGCAGAAAGCCCCGAGAAACACCUGCGAGAGGGAGCAGGAUGCCUGAGAACAGAGUAGCUGAUUUUACUAUGCAAAUUACUCAAGCUAAUACGUCCUGAGCAUCCAGAAAAAUAAAGAUUGUGAGGAAAAACUGGGUAGCUGAAAAAAAAAAAAAAAAGACUGAGGUGACAGAGACGAUGUCAAAAUCAUUUAAAAAAAAAUUACGAAAAGGAAAUUAUUUGUUCUCCAUGAUAACAAUGGAUAUUGGUAGGCAGUCACUGGACAGUAAGAAUUUUGAGUGAAAAAUAGGCUCCGGGUUUUUUUUUCUGUUCCCUUUCCCCCACUGCAGUGUUGACUACCUGACAUGCCUGGUACCCACGCGCCUGUUUUCAGAUGCUCCCUUCCUGUUGUUUUGCAUUAGCAUCACGCAAUGAUAUUAAUAGAACUCAGCGCUUCCACCUAGACAGGCUUAUGCCAGUUCUCCUCCCUUUUUUAUGCACAGUCCUGGUCUGAGAGACGGAAGAAUUAAACCAGUUUUUAGGUAACUGCUUCUGCUACCGUAUAAAUGAGGCAGCAACAUGGAUUUUGUUACCAUUAACAAACAGCUAAACAAUACCGGUAAAAGGUGUUAAAUGUUUGCUUCUUAUUUUCCACAGUAGAAAGCAGCUGACUCGUGCCAGCUCCCCCCCCCCCCCAAGGCUGCUGUAAGUGUGCUUUGCAAUACAGGAUUCUCUCAGAAUGAUAAUUCAGAAUUUGUAUGCAAAUGCUAUAUAGAUAGACAUGUCGAACAUUAUUAGCAACCUUAAAAUUCCAGAAGCACAUUUUUAACAUCUAUAUUAAAAAGAUUUUUUUGAAAUCUGUGUGUGUGUAUAUAUAUAUAUAGCUUUAUAUAUAUAUAUAAUAUAUAAAAAUUUGAUCCAAGACACAGAUGUAAAGGAGCAUCUGAAGCAGGAUUAGAGGCCAAAAAUUAAAAAUUUAUUCCUUUCCUCUGUUUUAUAAAUUAUGACUUUCGAAAAAUAAUUUUUAAAAUCUCUUCACAAACUAGAAAGAAAGAGAAAUGUAAUGUUGCACGCUUAAGAUUCCAUUUAGCUGCCCUGAGUCUGAGAUGGUGAAAUAGCCAUUUUGGUUUUGCAUCACCAAAGAAUCUGCUCCAGUAUAUUUUCAUCUUCCUAAGCACCUUUCCCAGAUAUUUCUGUGCUGCGAGUCAUUUAGGACUAAUAGUUGCAUUUUAAAAAUGACUUACAAUUUUGUCACCAAAAUGGUACACUUCACAGCUCCGCCAGACUGCAGCAUCAUAAAGCUAAUUUACAGUUUUUACAACACCGCUUUUGCAGCCUUACUAGUUUACAUUAAAAUCCUUUAAGCCACAAGGAAAGGAACCCUGCUCUGUAGAUUUAAAUUCAAACUUCAUUUACCAGCGCCAGUCUCAUAAAACUAAGAUGUACUCCCACAAAAAUUUUAUUGGGCUUUUUGUAAUAGAUGAAAAGGUAUCGACACAAGUCUCUUAAAAUACAGGGAACUGGUUUUGUUAUUAUUUUUAUCUCUGGCAACAGCUGGUCCGCUCCUCUCUGGGUGUGCAGAGCUUUCGGCGGGUUGAGAGAGAAGCUUAUUCAGCAUAAAUCACAAUAACAGGGGUCUCGGUGUAGGACUGUGUGGUAUUAACAUCAUACUAAAAGCCCAUUCUUUUUUUUUUUUCCCCACUUGAAAGAUAGUGCUAUAUGAGAGUUGUAAAACAGUCAGUAACUGAUCAAGUCCAGAUAAUAUUUUCCACUACAAAAAAAAAUAUAUAGCUUAUAUACACAGUGAAGCUAAAGUAAGUGAGGAACUGUUGUGGAUUUCUGUUCAUGAUUUGAUCCCCCCAGUCUAUUUCUGCAUAGAUUUCAGCAAGGGCUGCAUUAUUUCUUGGGUGGUAAUUAACCGAGUGGAAAACAGGAAAUCAGUUCUAAGUCCUUAACAACAGUGAAUGAUCACCAGAUCAGCCUUUGUUUUACUGGUUUGAAUUAUACCCAGGAAGUUCUCCCACUUUUUACGCAGCAGUAGAGAUGGUUAGUAUUACUCACUGAGAACCUUGUUCGUGUUAAACCUGCUGAAGAGUGUUUUCUAUGGGUCGUUCAUUUGUGGCACGUGCUUUGGUAGAAUUACUCCCUUGACGCUAUUCCUGCCGCAGAAGAGGCUGGCGGUUUUCUCCGCAGCAGCGUGUGAGAUGGCACAUACAUCCUUUCUUGGAUAUAUAAUGAUUGUCUAGUUAAAAUUACCUAAAGGAUUCCUGAGCAAGUACGGUAACUAAAAAUAACAAGUAUCUAACACACAAUACCUGUAGCAACAAAUAAAACUCAGUAUGCUGGUAAAAGAUCAUGAAUCAUUUUCUAGUAACGCACAGUCUAGCUCUUUUCUCUCAUUGCCAAUACAAGCAUAAAUGGUAGCAAAAAUCUCCUUUCCAACAUGGACAAAAAUAAAUAUAGCACUCUAAGAUUAAAGAAUCACUUAGAGAAUCAUUUGAUAGUAACAGCGUCCGCAAUGCAGGAAACAGAACUGAUGUUCUACUCAUUGCCGCAAGUAAAAGAAAAAUCUGUCAGUGUCCAUGUUCACUGUUCUGUCCAAAAAUAAAGUAAGUGUCUAGGAAUUUGCCACUCUAUUUUUUGUAUUAGAGGUGAAUAGUACAGAUUCUACUAGUGUU